This is a messenger RNA of Trachemys scripta elegans, 1783 nucleotides long. RefSeq names its product MAF bZIP transcription factor B (gene MAFB). The record is from RefSeq and is a predicted model, not a curated record. The transcript has a single exon. NCBI's taxonomy places the organism in Eukaryota, Metazoa, Chordata, Testudines, Emydidae. The coding region runs from base 606 to 1547 and encodes 313 amino acids. Gene Ontology annotation, molecular function: RNA polymerase II cis-regulatory region sequence-specific DNA binding; DNA-binding transcription factor activity, RNA polymerase II-specific. Gene Ontology annotation, cellular component: nucleus. Gene Ontology annotation, biological process: regulation of transcription by RNA polymerase II; regulation of myeloid cell differentiation.
UAGGGGGGCUGCCUCGCAAAUCACAGCUGCACAACAGGAGCUGGAGGCGGCAGCUAAAGCAGAGACAAGAUUUCCCCACCUCCCCCACCCCUUCCCUUCAUUGCGAGCGAGAGAACAAAAACUCCAACCACCAAAAUAACCCAUCCAACAGCAACCCUCCAGUACACGCCGCCCGCUGCUCUGCCUGGAAAGUUGCAGCGGGCUCCGGCUCCGCGCCUGCAGUGGAGGGGGUCCGAGGCUCAGGACUUACAAACCGACCCCAGCCGGGGCACAGAAUCUCUCCUGCUUUUUCCUUUGCAAAAGAGGCCAACCUGCAACGCCAGCAUUGCGGUGGGGAGGCUCCUGCUGCUGCUUCCUUCCUCCCCCCUCGCCCGUGGGGUUUUCUUAGCCGUGGGAGCCUCUGCAGCCUGCAUUGCAUUGCAGACACCGCUACCCCACGCCUCGCGGCCCGGGUGCCUCCGCCUCCUCCGCCCGCUUGGCUUGGCUGCCCUCCGCCAGCCAGCAGCAGCGAAGUUGACCUGGAGUCCGAGGGAGCGCGGCCAGCCCUCCCCCCGGACGGUGCCCUGGAGUGAGCGCUCCAGCCCAGAGGCGCCUGCGAGACAGCCAUGGCCGGCGAGCUGAGCAUCGGACCCGAGCUGCCCACCAGCCCCCUGGCCAUGGAGUACGUCAACGACUUCGACCUGAUGAAAUUCGACGUGAAGAAGGAGCCCCUGGGCAGAGCCGACCGGCCCGGCCGCCACUGCACCCGCCUGCAGCCAGCCGGCUCCGUCUCCUCCACCCCCAUCAGCACGCCCUGCAGCUCGGUGCCCUCCUCGCCCAGCUUCAGCCCCACCGAGCAGAAGACCCACCUGGAGGACCUGUACUGGAUGGCCAACAGCUACCAGCAGAUGAACCCCGAGACGCUCAGCCUCACCCCGGAGGACGCGGUGGAAGCCCUCAUCGGGUCCCACCAGAUGCCCCAGCAGCUGCAAAGCUUUGAGAGCUUCCGGGCCCACCACCACCACCAUCACCAGCAGCAGCACCACCACCAGUACCCGGGGGUCACCCACGAAGACCUGGCCAACAGCGGGCACCCGCAUCACCAUCACCACCACCACCAUCAUCAUCACCAGGCGUCUCCCACCCCUUCCACCUCAUCCACCUCCUCCCAGCAGCUGCAGAACGCCCACCAGCAGCACCCUUCCUCCAACAGCGUGGAAGACAGGUUCUCGGACGAACAGCUGGUCUCCAUGUCGGUGAGGGAGCUCAACAGGCACCUGAGGGGCUUCACCAAGGACGAGGUGAUCCGCCUCAAGCAGAAGAGGAGGACGUUGAAGAACAGGGGCUAUGCCCAGUCCUGCAGGUAUAAGCGAGUCCAGCAGAAGCACCACCUGGAGAACGAGAAGACCCAGCUGAUCCAGCAGGUGGAACAGCUCAAGCAAGAGGUGACCCGGCUGGCCAGAGAAAGAGAUGCCUACAAGCUCAAGUGUGAGAAACUUGCCAGCAAUGGCUUCAGGGAGGCCGGAUCCACCAGUGACAACCCAUCUUCUCCUGAGUUCUUCAUGUGAGUCCUUUAACCACAACCCCCCCCCCCCCGAUCUCCUCCUCCGCCCCUCCGCUUCUCCCAUCCUCCUCUGACAUCUCCAUCCAUCUGCCUGCUUGAGUAGAGAGGAAGAAGAGAGACUUAAUAUUUGCAGCAUCCUGUCUUAUAGAUUAGCUGUGAAAAGUAGGCUGGGGGUAGGUGGGGGAAGAGAGAGAGAGAGAGACGUGCAACUUUUUAUCUUUAGUUCGCCAGCUAAAGAAA